GCUCGCUCAUAACCUGUGUCCAGAUUGCUCUGUGGACUCGCUGCAUUCAGAGAGGAGCAAUUCUUCCCAACAGAGCACUUUCCACGGCAAACAACCACAUAAAAGCGGUCUCCCGCCAACAGGAACCUGCCAUGGCGCUGCGCCCACGUGCUUCCUCCCAGCCUGGAAAACUUUCCUUCUUCCAGAGUCCCAAGGUAGCCUCAGCCCUUCGACCGCGGGCCGCCUCCUCGCGGUCAGGCUCCAUGCUGGAAGAGGAGCUGUCCUGUCCAGUCUGCUGCGAGAUCUUCAAGGACCCCGUGGUGCUCAAGUGCAGCCACAGCUUCUGCCGAGCCUGCCUGCAGCAGUUCUGGAACAAGAAGAAGGCCAGGCGCGAGUGUCCCGUCUGCAGGAGGAAGUGCUCCCUGACGGAGCCCACGGUCAGCCUGGCGCUGAAGAACGUGGCCGACACCUUCCUGAGGGAGCAGGAGGGCAGGACGGGCCCAGCUGGAGAGUGGGCUGGCGGGGCGGAGGAGCAGGCAGGGAGGGUGGAGGUGAAGUGCACCGCGCAUGGGGAAGUUCUCAAGCUCUUCUGUCUGGAUGACUUUGAAGCCCUCUGCUGUGUGUGUCACACCUCCAAGAAGCAUCAGGGACACCGAGUGUGUCCCCUGGAAGAGGGAGCCCAGGACCUCAAGGCAGAGCUGAAGGCAGAGCUGAUUCCCCUGAAGAAGAACCUGCGCUGCCUGUAUGAAGCCAAGCAGGAGUGUGAUGACACAACUGUGCACAUCAAGAACCAGACUCAGGCCACAGAAAAGCAGAUCAAAGAGGAGUUUGAGGAGCUGCGGGAGUUUCUGCAGAAAGAAGAGGCGGCUCGACUGGCCGCCCUGCAGCAGGAGGACGAGGAGAAGAAAGACCUGGUGAGGAAGAAGACGGAGAGCAUCACCAGCGGCAUCCUCACCUUCUCUCACGCUAUCAUCGCCAUAGAGAAUGAGAUAGCUUCCAGCGACGCUCUCUUCCUUAAGAUUCAGCUCACCAGCUGUUCAGUAUACGUUGAUUCCUGUGUGUGGUUGUCGUCUCACAGAGCACAGAUCCCACAGAAGGAUCCAGGAAAAUUGUCAGGUGCUCUUAUAAAUGUGGCCAAGCAUGUCAGUUCCCUCAAAUACCACGUGUGGGAGAAGAUGGUGGACCUGGUUCAGUACACGCCCAUCACCCUGGACCCCAACACUGCCUACUCGUGGUUGUCCCUCUCCUCAGACCUGACCAGCGUCACCAACAGGGGAUCCCUCCAGCAGCUCCCGGCCAAUCCCGAACGUUUCGGCCACUUUGUGUUCGUGCUGGGCUCUGAGGGCUUCACUUCGGGCCGCCACGCCUGGGAGGUGGAGGUGGGCGACAAGGCGGACUGGAUGCUCGGCGUGGUCAAGGGGUCCGUCGACAGGAAAGGCCGCAUCUCGGGCUGUCCCGAGGGCGGCUUUUGGAUGAUCUCGCACUACGAAGGCGAGUACUCGGCCAUGACGAGGCCCAGCACCCCGCUGCACCUGGAGGGGGAGCUGACCCGAGUCAGGGUGCAGCUGGACUACGACUCUGGAGAGGUGACCUUCUCCAAUCCUGUCAGCAUGACGCCCAUCUACACCUUCACCGACUUCUUCACUGAGAAGAUGUACCCCUUCUUCUGCCCUGGAGCCAACAUCAACGGCAAUAACCCCAACCCGCUUAAGAUCUGCCCCGUCAAGGUGGCUGUGUGGAACAGUGCCACGUGGUGAUUUGACCUCACAGAGGACAUAUAAGCGUUUAAAUUUAACAAAUUACCCAAUGUGAUGAUGUCAGUGCAUGUUUGUGUAUAAAAAGAGCACAAUACAAGCAAAGUAUGUGACAGGUACUGGUUUAUUUCACGUGGGUUCAUUCAGUGAUUGACUUGAUGAAGCGUGAUGAAGCACAGUGUGGUUGUUUAAAGCUACCAGGGGAUGUUCCCGCCUUUAUUGUCCAGGAAGGUUCCACUCUGCUUCUCGGUCAGCGAGGCCACCACGCGAAGCAUCCUCUGCACGCUCUCCGCAGCGUCGAUCUCCCCCUGGUGGCCAGAAGUAACACACAGUUAACAGGAAGGCUCACACAGCGGGUCAGUUCUCCUCACUCCUAGUUAGUAAAACGUUUCUACCCGCAGACCAGUUAUAAACUUCAUUCACACUUAAAGCGAUAUAAGCAAUUAAGAUCUGCUUCUUUUCCCCCUCAAAUGUGACCCUGAACUGUUUUCCAGUGUCAGCGUAAAACUGUAAAAAUAAGCUCAAUCUGCCAUUUUCUGUAGAAGCCGCCAACGGUCGUGCUUGCAAUUAUUCUUUAAAAUGCUGUCAUCAUUAAUGAAUGAUAACAGCAAACAAUUACUAUAAUUAUUAAAUGAUUCUAAGAUAACAAAGCUUUCACUUUCUUGUGGUAAUUUGUCUCAUUAGCUCAAGAAGGCCAACUUCUGGAGAUAUCUGCAUAUUAAUUCAUCUGGAGAAAAACGCUUUGUGAGAUUGAUCAGAGUGGACCAUGACAUGAACACACUGCUCUGUUUCAAGGCAAACGAUGUGAACUUUUGAUCAACGUUCGCCAUUUGUUGUAAGAAUGUUUUCCCAGGUGAUUUGAUGUGAGGGUAUUUCCAUCAUGGCUUACAGUGGUCAAUUUAAAGCAGAUGUGUGAUGAAAUCUCGUUGGCGUAGAAGAGAAACUACUCACAGUGGUGGGCGUUUAAUAAAGCAUAUAAAUAAGUAAGAUUGAAGUCUAAUGGAGGGAUCAGUAAUGAGAAUUCCUUGAUCUGAUGUGCUCAGCUUAAAUCAGUUACUACCAUUAAAACACUGUCAAUGCAUGCUGGCAUGGCCCUCCUUAUCUCUAAUACACUUUAUGAGUGAGAACAGGAGGAACAGCCCUUUGUCUGUUUGAGAUAACGAGAUAAAUGAACCCCUGAUGAUGAGAAAACGAGCUUUGCUCUCUCCAGAUAAUGAAAUAAUCAGCUCCUGAACUCGUAAUUGCGAGCCCAGCCUUUUUCAGCUUCCGUGAUUAUCAACCCUGACCUGCAUUCUUUUGUGAUCCACGUCUGAUUCGAUCUGAACAGUCUCAUCAGAAUUGAUGUGGUUUUUAUGUCACUCUGUGUUUGCAAGUGGAAACAUGGAGGACGUCUGCGAUCAUGCUGCAAACUUCUUCAAAAUGACAAUCGCAAAGAAAAAUCAGUGAGUUAGGCAGAUAUGUGGCGCUAUGGGAAUAGUUGUGCUGUAUCCUGGUGAACUGGUUUUUAAUCUGUAAAAGAAAACUGAAUCUGAUUCCGUUGUGAUUUGCAAAUAACGAGCAACGUUUCAUGGUGUAUUUCAUAACGGGUAUCUGUCUAACUUGAUAGUCCUGCUUUGGUAUUGUUCAGAGCAUCUGGAUUACCACAGGUGGAUUACUUGUUCAAAGUCGUAUCAGGAGUGUGAAAAGCAAAACCUGUGACCUGAAAUCCUGCACUGUGAAUGAAGCCCGCCGUGUAAAAAGAUCUCAAAACUACCGUGUGUGAAAUGUGCUGUUGAUAUUGUGCUUCUCAUUUAAUAAUGUAAACUCAUCAUUCAGAGCCGACUUUGGCUCCUCUGCAGUUGUUUUAUUGUCUCCUUUAUGACUGGACCGGCAGGGUCAGUGAAAACUGCUGACUCACCUCCUCUCCACCCAUUUCGGUGCGCACCCAGCCAGGGUGCAGCAAAGAAAACAGGAUCUCAUCCCUCCUCAGCUCCUCUGCAGCACACGCCGCCAUCAUGUUCAGACCGGCCUGACAAGAGAGGAGGGGGAGGGAAAUGAGAAGACAGGUCGAUUAAGGCAAUGGGUGAACAGUUUCACCCGUCAAACCGCGAGAUGAGGCCUGCGAGUGGCAGAUCACAGCAUUGGAGGGGUUGUUGCUAACCUUGCUGAUGCGGUAGGAGAUGGCGGGGAAGAGGGCGUAUGAGCCUUUGACAGACUCCAAUGAAGCCAGUGAUGAGGAGAUGCAGACGACCGCCGCUUUCCUGCUGGACAUCCCCGGCAUCUUGCUGGCCUUCGCUGCUGCACGAAGGUGAGGCAGGAACUCCUAAUGAUGGCCACCAGCAAGAAAGUCAGCAAGAGGAAACGGAAAACUUUCAGCGCGCAGAUGGCAUCACCCAAUUUCCUUCCUUUAAAUUGAAAAAAAAAAAAAUGCAGCAUUGAAGCGUUUCAGACAUGACACCUUUCCACUCCCUUACUUUAACGAUGAACGUAGGGCCCAUGACGUUGGUGUUGAAAGAAUUCUGCAUGUCCUCGGGAGUGGUCUCCUGUAGGAUGCUCUUGUCCUGGAACCCCGCGUUGUUAAUCAGCAGGUUGAGGCCGUCCGUCCCGACCACAGAGCCCACCUGCUGGGCGCACUGCUUUAUGUUACUAAGGUCAGUGGCAUCUGACAGAGAGAGAAAGAAAGUGGAGCACCGGGGGCAGUCAUCAACAGAAAGACAGUCAGAUAAAGAUCACAACGCGGUGCUAUUCAUAGAGUCAAGGCCAGCGUGAACAUGGCAGCAGGAAGGAGAAUAAUAGACUGUAACAGAGGAACAGAGAGGUCCUACCCAGACGCAUGAUGUGGAUGACGUUAGGAUGCUUCUUCGCCAGUGUUCGCAAGGCCUGUAAAUACACAAAGACUGCGACUUUGUGGUUUGCAAGAUCAUUUAAAAAGAUUUUUUUUCUUUCCAUAAUUUAGGGAUUAGAAAUACAAUGAAGCACAGAGGAGGUAAAAACUCACCUCAGCCCUGGGUCCAUCUGGGUCCCUGCAACAGGCAAACAGCUUUUUCACUGGACAGUCGGCCUCCAUCAUUUGCUUCACCAUUUCCAGGCCCAAGCCUCUGUUGGCUCCAGUGAUAAGCACGCUGACCGGCUGCGCUGCCAUUUCGUCUACCUCAGUUUGCACAGUUCUCUUUCUGGGCUCACAUAUUAAAGCCUCUGUUGGGUGUUUGGCGUUCAGCUUGGCCACACCCAUGCUCUCAUGCAGCAGCGUUUAUCAUCCAGCUUCCGCUCUUCCUCAAAAUCCGAGCGAGUCACCAUGACAAGUAAAAGCGAGUGCGGGGGUUGGCUCACUUUCUGAUAAGAUGAAGAUGUCAUAAUGUUUAUAUAUGCUGCAUUAAGAGGAGUGUGUUGAUCAUGUUGGCUUUGCAAAGCUCACAAAGCAAAGCAGCACACACACAGUCAAGGACUUCCUGGUGAUGAAUAUAAUGGAAAAGUCCAGUGACCUGAGCUCCAUUUAAAAAUGCACUUUAAGUUUUUGUCCCACACAAACUUACCCAACAGCCUGAACAUGAAGAAUCAUGUUACACCUUGAUAAUUCAAGUCAUAUGGAUGCAUACACUAACUAAUGCAACACAUGUUGCAGUAUUUUGUGGUCUUCUGUGAGCUUUGGGACAUUACAGUCAUUGAAUUAGAGCCGUUUAGUGUGAGUCAUGAACAUAAGCUCAGGAAUGUGCAAACAAACUGUGUCCGACAGCUGAGUGAUUCAUUAGGAAUAAAGUGUUUUUACAUACGACUAAAGUUAUUAACGAGUGAAAUAAGAUUGUGGCUA
This is a messenger RNA of Chelmon rostratus (copperband butterflyfish), 5520 nucleotides long. RefSeq names its product tripartite motif containing 35-12 (gene trim35-12). Gene Ontology annotation, biological process: protein ubiquitination. The transcript has 5 exons. Bases 132 to 1736 code for a protein of 534 amino acids. The record is from RefSeq and is a predicted model, not a curated record. Gene Ontology annotation, molecular function: protein binding; zinc ion binding; ubiquitin-protein transferase activity. NCBI's taxonomy places the organism in Eukaryota, Metazoa, Chordata, Actinopteri, Chaetodontiformes, Chaetodontidae.